Messenger RNA from Polistes dominula (European paper wasp), 13236 nucleotides. It is a transcript of the gene kst, whose product is annotated as spectrin beta chain, non-erythrocytic 5 kst. Gene Ontology annotation, molecular function: protein binding; phospholipid binding. The record is from RefSeq and is a predicted model, not a curated record. Lineage: Eukaryota; Metazoa; Arthropoda; Insecta; Hymenoptera; Vespidae.
GAAUGGCAAGUCGGUCGAGCGGGCGAAUACGAAAGCUGCUCGGAGACAUUGGCGCAGACCUCCUUAGUUCGGGUUCGUUCGAACAUCUUAACGGUGAAGAAAAUUGACGCACGCACGACGUACGACGCAAGAGACGCUUGCACGCACGCACGCACGCACGCAUUCACGCAUUACUUACUCAUACACGCACGCGUCAAUCGCCGCUACCACCGCUGGAUUCGUCCUCGUGCGUCUCCUGUUUCGAACAAGUUUAGUAGCGGUAUUCUGUAUUCUGUGCGUGAGUGCCGUGAUAAAUCUCUCCAAAGGACUUUGAAGAUCAAGGGAAGCUGUACGAAGAUUUCUGAAAUCAAGCUUCGGACGCUGGUUGGUGUUUCUUCCAAGUGCCUCCACCGGUUUUUGGGUUAUCAAGGAUUCUUCUUCGUUUGAAAAUCAACAGGCCGGAUUUUUCGGAUAAGAUCGAGGUACGAGGAGUCUAAGGGGCGCAGCAUGAGCCCCGCCCUGGACACGGCGUCGUACCCCAAGGAAGAUCUAACAAUUUCGAGUAUCUCCCCACGUAUCCACCGCCGAGAGUCGACAGAUACAGAGGUGGUCCAGUUAUACAGAAGAGAAUGACUCAGAGGGAGGACGUCCUCAAGUUCGAGCAGGGCCGCAUAAAGGCCCUGCAAGAGGAACGUCUGCACAUACAGAAAAAGACGUUCACGAAAUGGAUCAAUUCUUUCCUCUUAAAGGCACGCAUGGAAGUGGACGAUCUAUUCACAGAUCUAGCGGAUGGCAAAAAAUUACUGAAAUUGUUAGAAAUCAUUUCGGGAGAAAGAUUGGCCAAACCCAACAAUGGACGUAUGCGAGUACACAAGAUAGAAAAUGUUAACAAAUCCUUGGCGUUUCUUCAUACAAAGGUUCGUUUGGAAAGUAUAGGAGCGGAAGACAUAGUAGAUGGGAAUCCUAGACUGAUACUCGGAUUAAUCUGGACCAUUAUUCUGAGAUUUCAAAUACAAGAGAUUGAGAUUGACGUGGACGAAGAAAAUGACAGCAGCGAGAAGAAAUCGGCAAAGGAUGCUUUAUUACUUUGGUGCCAAAGGAAGACCAAUGGUUAUCCUGGCGUCAACAUUCAAGAUUUUACGGGUUCAUGGAGAAGCGGUCUCGGUUUCAACGCUCUUAUCCACGCACACAGGCCCGACUUGGUAAAUUGGUCGGAAUUGCAGCAAAACAAGAAUAUCGACAACUUGAAUUAUGCUUUCGACGUGGCAAAUUCGGAACUCGGCAUACCCAGAUUGUUGGAUGCCGAGGAUGUUGAUACUGCUAGACCCGACGAAAAGUCUAUUAUCACUUAUGUGGCGUCCUAUUAUCAUACCUUCGCCAGGAUGAAGAACGAAAUUAAAAGCGGAAAGAGAAUCGCUAACAUCGUUGGUCAAAUGAUGGACGCCGAUAAGAUGAAAAUCCACUAUGAAAAAUUGACGACCGAUUUGCUUGAGUGGAUCAAACUAAAAAUCCAAGAUUUAGAGAAUCGAAAUUUUCCCAAUUCGCUGGAAGGUAUUCAAAGGGAACUCUUGGCUUUCAAACAAUACAGAACUGUGGAGAAGCCACCCAAGUACAAGGAACGAUCGGAAAUCGAGGCUUUGUAUUUUCACAUAAACACCCAAUUGAAAUCGUUGAACCAACCGGCCUUCACGCCGCAAGAGGGUCAACUCGUUCACGAUAUCGAGAGGAAUUGGGUCGAGUUGGAACGAGCGGAGCAUCGCCGAGAAGUUGCCCUCAGAACGGAACUCUUGCGUCAGGAAAGAUUGGAGCAAUUGAAUUACAAGUUUGAGAGAAAGAGCGUACUUAGGGAAGGUUAUCUGAAAGAAAUGAUUCAGGUUUUGACUGAUCCGAGAUACGGUAGUAAUCUUGCUCAGGUAGACGCUACGGUGAAAAAACAUGAGGCUAUCAGCGCGGACAUUCUAGCUCGGGAAGAAAGAUUUCACGAUUUAACCAACAUGUCAGAAGAAUUGGUUAGAGAGAAUUAUCAUGGACUGGAAAGGGUACGAGUGAGAGAACAGGAAGUCUUGCAAAGAUGGAAAGAAUUGUUGGCACUGUUAGAUCAUCACAAAUCCAAUUUGGUCGCUCUCUCCUCUCUAAUGAGUUUGAUGAGAGAGAUCGACACGACUCUGGCCUCCAUUCAAGAGUUACAACUUAAUUUCCAAAGUACGGAUGUUGGUCCUCAUUUGUUGGGAGUCGAGGAUCUUCUUCAAAAGCACAGUUUGCAAGAAUUACAAGUAACCGCAUUGGGAGAGAGUCAACGACGUUUGGGUAGACAGGCUGCUCAACAUUUGGCUCAACCACAAAGCAAGGAAGUACCUCUUUUGCAACAGAAAUUGGAUCUACUUAAUCGUGCCUACGACGAGCUCGUAGAAUACAGCAAAGAACGAAAAGCUCGUCUCGAGGAUGCCAGAAAUUUUUUCCACUUUUUACAAGAUCACGAAGACGAGGAAUCGUGGCUUAUCGAAAAGCAACGUAUUUGCAAGGCUGGAAUAUCGGCGAAAGAUUUACGCGCCGUUAUUUCCUUGCAACAAAAGCAUAAAGUCUUACAGGACGAGAUGAAAGUACGUAGACCAAAAUCUGAACAAUUGUGCGAGGCUGGUAGAAGAUUGAUAGCCGACAAUCAUCCGUCCUCUUUAGAAAUUCAAAAUCGUAUAGACUCGUUGCAAGAACACUGGAAGGUUUUGGAAGAGCUGGCUGCCUUGAGAAAAAAACAAUUGGACGACGCAGCCGAAGCGUUUCAAUUUUAUGCCGACGCGAACGAGGCGGAUUCGUGGAUGAAUGAGAAAAUGGCUCUGGUUACUUCGGAAGAUUACGGCGUGGACGAGCCAAGUGCUCAAGCGCUCUUACAAAGACAUAAAGAUUUAGAAGGGGAACUUAAUGCUUACAAAGGCGACGUUCAAUCAUUGAACAUGCAAGCCGAGAAGUUGAUCAAGUCAGGAAUCUCCACGCUCGAGUUGUCGGCAGAUCCAGAACCUGUCGCAGAAUUGGAACAGGAAGAAUGGAGUAAGGAAAUACGAUUGGUACCUCAGGACGAAUGGGUUGACGAAAUCGUUGAACGAUUAGAACCAAAAACCAUUCACGAAGAAAGAUUGGUGCCUCAAGUAAAGAGUUUAUAUCCGUUCACCGGCAAAGGCAUGCACAUGGCUAAAGGCGAAGUAAUGUUCCUUUUGCAUAAGACCAAUCUUGAUUGGUGGAAUGUCAGGAAAGCUGAUGGCACCGACGGUUUCGUGCCAGCUAAUUACGUGCGCGAAAUCGAGCCCAAAGUGAUAUCCGUUCAAAUGAGAAGACCGGAAAAAGUCAGAGUUACGCAAAGGGUUAAGAAAACCAAAAUGGUCAAACAAGUGGUACCUGUAAGAAGGGUCAAGUCCAUCAAGUCUACGGUUAAACCUAUCAAACGCAAAGCCGUUAAUGACGGCGAUAGCGUUGAGAAACGUCAGAAAAAGAUCAACGACACUUACAGCGAAUUGCAAGAAUUGGCGUUGAAGCGUCACGCCUUGUUGGAAGACGCCAUUAGGUUGUACGGUUUUUACCGAGAAUGCGACGAUUUUGAAAAGUGGAUAAAGGACAAGGAAAAAAUGCUUCGUACCGACGAUCCUCGCGACAACGUGGAAACGGCUAAACGAAAGUACGAAAAAUUCUUGACUGAUUUAUCGGCAUCGGGGAAACGCGUUGAGGCUAUAGAUACCGCAGUCGACGAAUUCGUCAGGCAGGGUCACAGUCAAUUGGACAAAGUUAAAGCCAGGCAAAGACAUAUUCAUCAGCUUUGGGAUCAUUUGAACUGGCUGAAAACUCAAAAGGAAAAAAGCUUGGAAGGUGCAUCUAGCGUAGAAUUAUUUAACAGAACGUGCGACGAAGCUCACGAUUGGAUGUUGGAAAAAAUCACGCAACUGGAUACCGCGGAACUAGGACCCGAUUUAAAAACUGUUCAAGCUUUGCAGCGAAGGCACCAGCAUUUGGAACGGGAAUUGGCGCCGGUUGAGGAGAAAGUAAGGAAGGUAAAUCUAUUGGCUAACAGCGUUAAAAGUUCUUAUCCCCACGAACUAAACAACGUAAAUGCGCGACAAAACGAGAUCAAAGAUUUGUGGAACAAAGUGCAGAGCAAAGCAAAGGAGCGUAGAUCUCGUUUGGAAGAUGCCGUCGGCCAACAAAUAUUCAUGAAUAGUUCGAAAAAUUUAAUCAAUUGGGCAGCGGAUGUGCAGGAGACGAUGAAGGCCGAAGAAUCGGUCAGAGAUGUGGCUACUGCCGAACAAUUAAGAAAACACCACAUGGAACUCGGAGAGGAGAUAAAGACCCGCGAAGACGAAUUUCGAGAAGUCGAGGAGCUUGGAAAUCAGCUUAUACAUCGUAAUCCAGCCUUGACAGACGUUCGCGAAAGAUUGGAAAAGCUUCAUGGAUUGUAUCGAUCGGUAUCAUCCGAUUGGAUGGCAAAGGAAGAGUGGUUGCAACAAUGUUUAGAAUUACAGCAAUUUAACAGAGAGGCAGAUCAAAUCGAAGCUACGACGAGCUCUCACGAAGCAUUCUUAGAGUUUACCGAUUUGGGUGAAUCUUUGGACGACGUCGAAGGUUUACUAAAGCAGCAUGAGAAAUUUGACAAUACUCUUCAUGCUCAAGACGAUAGAUUGAAAGCAUUCAGCGACACUGCUGAUAAAUUGAUCGCUCAAAAUCACUAUGACAAAGAUUAUAUCAAUGAAAGAAGAAAUCAAGUAUUGGCACGUCGAAUGGCCGUGAAAGAUGCAGCUCAACGAAGAAGAGCGGCACUUAAAGCAUCGGAACACUAUCAACAAUUUUCAGCGGAAGUCGACGAUUUGCGUGACUGGUUGAGCGAUAAAAUGAAGACGGCAUCCGACGAAAGUUAUCGCGAUUUGAAUAACUUGGAACGCAAAUUGCAAAAACACGAGGCAUUUGAAAGAGAAUUACGAGCCAACGAAGGCCAACUGAGAGCUGUCAACAAGGCAGGGAAAGCCCUUAUAUCGGAGGAAAAUUACAGAUCGGAUGACGUAGGAGAAACGUUGAAAGAUCUUAACGAUCAGUGGGAUCGAUUAGUUGCACUUUCCUUGGAAAAAGGACGUAGGCUCAGACAAGCGGCCUCUCAACACGGUUACAAUCGUACGAUGGAGGAUGCAAGAUUGAAAUUGGAGGAAAUCGAGAAUUGUUUGCAAAGCAAACAAGUUGGAACGGAUCUUCGUAGUUGCAAGGAAUUAUUGAAGAAGCAUCAAACCCUUGAAAGUGAUAUGUGUCAAUGGGAACAAAAAGUUGACGAUCUUGUUGCUAUGGGUCAGGAAAUGGCUCACGAAGGACACUUCGAUGCUGCAAAUAUAUUAAAAAGCAGCCAGGCAACUCAGAGAAAGUUCCGUAGUUUGAAGGAACCCGCUAAAAGACGACGCGAAGCGUUGGAAGAAAGUUUACGUUUCCAUAAAUUUGGAUUCGAAUUGGAUGCCGAAUUGCAAUGGAUAAAAGAUCACUUGCCACAAGUUUCUUCAACGACGCUAGGACAAAACUUGCAUCAAGCUCAGAUGUUACACAAAAAGCAUAAAAAAUUGGAAGCUGAAAUCGCAGGACAUCGGCCGAUGAUAGACAAAACUUUAGCUUCGGGACAAGCGCUUAUCGAGCAAGCUCACCCUGAGAGGAAAAAGAUACGAGAGCUGUGCGAUUCGUUAGAUGACGCUUGGAAAGAUUUGAAAGAUAAAGCGGGAGAAAGAAGCAAAGCGUUAGACUUAUCAUUGAAGGCCCAAGAAUUUUUCUUUGAAGCCGGAGAAGUGGAAAGUUGGUUAAACGAAAAGAACGAUGUGCUCAGCUCGACCGAUUAUGGAAGAGAUCGUGAUGCAGCGACGAAAUUAUUAACGAAACACAAGGCGGUAGAACUCGAAUUGGACACUUACAAUGGCAUAGUAUCAGAAAUGGGACAUACAGCAGCCGCGAUGAUUAAUGCUAAACAUCCGGAUAGUAAAGCUAUAGCCAAUAAACAACAAGCGAUCGCUCAACAAAUGAGAGCAUUACAAAAAUUAGCAACGGUAAGACAGCAACGUCUUAUGGAGAGCAUGUAUCGACACGAAUACUUCUUAGAAAGUAGAGAAUUGGAACAGUGGAUCAAAGAGCAAGAGCAAGCUGCUGCUUCGGAGGAUUACGGACAAGAUUAUGAACACUUAUUGGCAUUACAAGCUAAAUUUAAUGACUUUAAACAUAGAAUAGAAGCUGGUUCCGAGAGAUUUAAUCAGUGCAAAGAAUUGGCUAGAAAGUUGAUUGCGAAUGAGAGUCCUUACAUUCAAGAUAUAGAAAAAAGACAAGAACAGUUAGGACAAGACGAAGAUGAUCCUGUUCUUCAGGUACAAAAGCAACAUGCGAUCAUUCGGGAAUCUUGGCAACAUCUUCUCGAUCUCAUUCGUAAUCGAGAGCAACGUUUACAAGCUGCCGGAGAAAUUCAUAGAUUCCAUCGGGAUGUAGCCGAAGCUUUGUCUCGGAUCCAAGAAAAAGAAGCAGCCUUACCAGAAGAUUUAGGACGUGACUUAAAUUCCGUAUUGGCGUUGAUCAGACGACACGAAGGAUUUGAAAAUGAUCUCGUUGCUUUGGAAGCACAGUUGCAAGUUUUAGUAGAGGAUGCAUCGAGAUUGCAAGUUCAUUAUCCGGGUAACAAUGCCAUGCACAUAGAUCAACAACAACAAAUCGUCGUUGCACAUUGGGAAGAUUUGAAAGAGAGAUCUGCUCACAGAAGGGAUCAGUUACAAGCCAGUUGUGAUUUACAGAGAUUCUUGACUCAAGUGAGAGAUUUAAUGAAUUGGGCUGCCGGUCUUCGUGCCGCUAUGUCGACCGAAGAUAAAGUUCGAGAUGCUGCUAGUGCACAAAUGUUAAAGGCGGAACAUGAAGCUUUGAAAGGAGAAAUUGAAGCAAGAGAAGAUAGUUUCAGUUCGGUCUUAGAUUUGGGCGAAGCUAUGGUACAAACCGGUCAUUACGCUGCUACGGAAGUGGAAGAAAAAUGUAAUCAACUUUUAGACGAAAGACAGAAACUUCAUACGGCUUGGCAACAGAAGAAGGUCCACUUGGAUCAAUUGAUAGACCUACACUUUUUCCUGCGUGACGCUAAACAAUUAGAUAAUCUUUCUAGUACCCAAGAGGCUGGCCUAAGUGGCGACAACUUUGCUGUGUCGGUCGAAGAAGUCGAUGCGCAAAUGAAGAAACACAACGAGUUUGAAAAACUACUCGUUACUCAAGAAGAAAAAUUGACUGCUCUGCAAGAACACGGUGACAAGCUCUUGGCACAGAAUCACUUUGAUUCGCCUACGAUUGAUAAACGAUUAAACGAGGUUGUACAAAGGCGAGUCAAAAUUCGUAACUUGUGCGAAGCGCGUAGACAAAAAUUGGAAGCGAGUUUACUUCACGCGCAAUUCGUCAGAGACGUUGGUGAGGCAGAAUCUUGGAUUGGCGAGAAACAAAAGAAAUUGGAAGCUGAAACGUCGAAAGGUGAAGUAUCCAGUUUGGAGGAUAAAAUUAAAAAAUUACAGAAACACCAAGCCUUCCAAGCGGAGCUUGCAGCUAAUCAAAGUAGGAUUGAAGAAAUAAAAGCUAAAGGGGAAACUUUGUUGGGACAACAGCAUCCUGCGAGUAAAGAAAUUCACGAACAACUAGUGCAAUUGUACGCCUCUUGGCGAAGACUACUCGUAGAGUCUGGAAAUCGUGGAAGAGGCCUGGAGGAAGCACAAGACAUAUUAGAAUUCAACAACCAAGUUGAGAAAAUCGAAGCUUGGAUAAGAGAUAAGGAAAUGAUGGUUCAGGCAGGUGAUACGGGUAAAGAUUAUGAGCACUGUUUGAGUCUUCAAAGAAAGUUGGACGAUGUUGACAGUGAUAUGAGAGUGGAUGAUUCGCGAAUAAAAGCGAUCAAUGCUUUAGCCGAUAAACUUAUGAAACAGGGUCGCGAUAACGAAUCAAAGACCAUACAACAACGUCGUGACAAUUUCAAUAAUAAAUGGAGAGGUUUACAAGGUGCACUAAGUGCUUACAGAGAAACCUUAGCUGGUGCAUUAGAAAUUCAUUUAUUCAAUAGAGAUAUCGAUGAUACUAACCAAAGAGUUAUGGAAAAAUCAGUUGCCAUGAACACCGCCGACGUUGGUAAAGAUUUACCAGCCGUAGAACAAUUGCAAAGGAAACAGGAGGCAAUGGAAAGAGACAUGACUGCUAUAGAAGGAAAAUUGAACGAACAUAGAGAAGAAGCAAGAAAACUUUCGCAUAAAUAUCCUGAUAAAGCUAACCAAAUAAACGCUAUGCUGUCGGAAGUACUGACAAAUUGGGCCGAAUUGCAACGAUUAACUCAACGUCGUCGACAAGCUUUAAAUCAAGCAUACACGUUGCACAAAUUCGAAGCAGAUUUGCAUGAACUAGAAAUUUGGGUUGCUGAUACGAUUAAACGAAUGGACGAGUCGGAACCACCUACUACCAUUUCAGAGGCUGAAGCUUUAUUGGAAUUGCAUCAAGAAAGAAAAGCAGAGAUCGAUGGUAGACAAGAUACAUUUAAAGCAUUAAAGGAACAUGGACAGAAAUUGGUUUCAAUUAACGAGGACGUUAAAGAAAGCCUACAACAUCUUGAGGAACUUAGAUUGAAACUCGUGCACGCGUGGGAAGCUCGUAGACAGAAAUUGACGCAAGCGCAUCAGUUACAAUUGUUCAAAGAACAGGCCGAUCAAGCAGACAGUUGGCUCGCAAUGAAGGAAGCAUUUCUUAAUAACGACGAUCUCGGUGAAUCAUUGUCAGGUGUCGAAGCGUUGCUAAGAAAGCACGAAGAGUUUGAAAAAAUGCUGGUAUCUCAAUUAGGAAGAAUAGAGGAAUUGGAGAAAUUUGCAAAUGACAUUUUGGCGGAAGAACAUGCCGACGCUAAUAUAAUUAGACAGAGAUUAGCGUCAGUUUGCGCUAGAAGAGACAGAUUGCAAAAUAGUGCUACGGCUAGAAGAGAAAAAUUACUGGAAAGCCAUCAUUUGCAUCAAUUUCUUCGAAAUAUAUACGAAGUCGAGGGAUGGUUGCAUCAGAAGCAGCAAGUGGCAAGUGACGAAAAUUACCGAGACUCGUCGAAUCUACAAAGUAAAAUUCAGAAACAUGCUGCUUUUGAGAGCGAAUUAAUAGCAAAUAAAGGAAGAAUAUCGUCAGUCGUUAACGAAGGCGAAGCGCUCAUUGAAGAUAACCAUUAUGCUUCUAAAGAAAUACAAGAGCGUUUGGAAGAUUUAGAAGCGGAGUGGCGUCUUUUGCAAGAAACAAGCGAAUUGAAAAAGAAUAGACUGAACGAUGCGUAUCAAGCUUUGCUUUUCAGUAGAACUUUGGACGAAUUUGAGGCUUGGAUGGAUGAAGUGGAAACGCAAUUGCAAUCUGAAGAUCACGGAAAAGAUCUUUCUAGUGUCGCAAAUCUUUUAAAGAGGCACACCAAUUUAGAAAACGAUGUUUUAGGGCAUAACGAGGCAUGCGAAUCGAUCAAAGAAACAGCCGCGAGUUUUGCUAAAUCGAAUCACUUUAUGUCCGAAGAAAUUCAAGAAAGAGCUUCGGCCACCAUCAAUAGGUACCACAGUUUGCAAGAGCCAAUGCAGAUACGAAGAGAUAAUUUGGAAGAUGCUAAAUUAUUGCACCAAUUUGUAGCGGACGUUGAAGACGAGCUACAUUGGUUAUCGGAAAAAGAACCUUUAGCUGCUAGUAAUGACUUAGGUAGUUCCUUGAUGACAGUCCAAAGACUUCAAAAGAAACAUCAAGCUUUGGAAGCAGAAUUGAUAUCCAGAGAACCAGUGGUAGGCUCUUUGAUCAGUAGAGCAACGGCCAUGAUAAGAAGUGGUCAUUUCGCUUCGGAGAAAAUCGAAAAGUUGUCGCAAGAAUUGCAAGAAAAUCUUUCGCAUCUUCGAGACUUGGCGAGUGUUAGGAAAUUACGUUUAUUGGAUGCAGUCGAAUCGCAAAUGUUCUAUGCCGAAGCUGCUGAAGCUGAACAAUGGAUAAGGGAGAAACAUCCACAAGUAACAUCGACGGAUUAUGGAAAGGACGAAGAUUCAGUACAGUCUUUGCUUAAGAAAUUGGAAGGAAUAGAACGCGAUUUGUCGGGUUUCGAGAGUACUGUAGAUAAUCUUAAAAAACUCUCACACGGUCUAAUAGAGAGACAUCAUUUUGACAGCAAAAAUAUAGCACAGAAACAAGGCGAAAUCGAAAGUAAAUUCAAAGAAUUACAAAACUUGAAGGAUCACAGGUUACAACGUUUACUGGAAAGUGAAAAAUUCUUCCAAUUUAUUAGACAGGCCGAUGAAGCGAUCGAAUGGAUCGGAGAUCAAACUACUGUCGCUGCUUCGGAAGAUUACGGUCGUGACGUUGAACACGUCGAGCUGUUAAUUCAAAUAUUUGAUAAUUUCUUAGCUGGCCUAACGACGAGCGAGAAUCGAAUUUCUGCCGUGCUCGAUGCAGGUCAAAAAUUGAUUGAACGUAACAAUCCCGAAAAGGCUAGAAUCCUUGGGAAAAUUGAAGAAACGAAACAACAGUGGGAAGAUCUUAAGGAACUUGCACACGCGCGACAAGAUGCGUUAGCGGGUGCUAAACAGGUUCACAUGUUUGAUAGGACAGCCGAUGAAACGAUUUCGUGGAUUCAAGAAAAGGAGGCCGCUUUAAGUUCUGACGGAUAUGGACACGAUUUAGAAACUAUUCAAGCUUUAGUCAGGAAGCAUCAGGGAUUUGAAACCGAUCUAGGUGCAGUAAAAGAACAGGUCGAAUCUCUGAUGGAGGAAGCAUUGCGUUUGAUCGAACUAUUCCCAGAUGCACGUAUACACAUUGACGUUAAGCAUCAAGAAGCUGAAGCGACUUGGAACGAACUCUUGGAAAAGUCUGCCCAAAGGCGAAGCAAAUUGGCACAGGCCGAACAAUUGCAAUCGUAUAUGGGCGAAUACAGAGACUUGCUAUCGUGGAUAAAUGAAAUGGUGGCAAAAGUAACAGCACCGGAAUUGGCACGAGACGUUCCAGGAGCCGAAGCUCUAAUUUUGCGACACAACGAAUACAAAGCCGAGAUCGAUACGCGAAAGGAAGCAUUCGAAAAAUUCUACAAAACUGGCCAAGAGCUCAUUGAGCAAGGCCACUUUUUGGGAAAAGAAAUUGAAGAAAAAAUAUCUGUAUUACGUUUAAGAAAACAAAUUCUUUUGGAUACAUGGGAACAAAGAAAACUUAUAUAUGAACAGAAUUUGGAUACACAAUUAUUCAAACGAGAAGCAGAAACUUUGGAAAAUUGGAUAGUUAGUAGAGAACCAAUGUUACACGAUGGUAAACUAGGCGAUAGCAUCCCACAAGUAGAGGAACUUAUAAGAAAACACGAAGAUUUUGAGAAAACUAUAGAGGCUCAGGAAGAAAGGUUCAACGCACUAAAUCGUAUAACAAUGCUCGAGAAAGCGUUCCGAAAGCAACAAGAAGCAGAGUUAGCAGCGAGACAAGCUGAGAAAGAACGAAUCGAACGAGCACGAAUUGAGGAACGAAAACGUAAAGAAGUACAAAGAAUAACCGAAGAACGGAAACGCGAGGAAGAAAGAAGAAGAUUACUGGAUAGUCCUCAUCGGCCUUCACACGAUGAAGUCAAUGGAUCAGUCGAUGAACACGAAUCCGUUAACAGAUUGGCACCAUUAAAAGGUCCCACUCCUGCCGAUGUUUCGGAGCCUCCUUUGAUUCAAAAACCACACGGUGUACCUCAUGUAUUUGGUGAUAAAUUGAGACGAAGUAAUGUGGAUAUUAAAAGAGCAGAAAGUAUGAAAGUUGAUACAAAGAAACCGAAACGGACACCGAGUUUCACGACCAGACGAAGAACACAGAGCUUCAGGAAACUCCAAAGAAUGGAAAACAUGGAUGCUUUACCGCCCGUAGAAAUUCAAGGUCUUCUCGAGAGGAAACACGAAUUACAAAGCGCUGGGAAGAAAGCCGCUGUGCGCUCGUGGAAGCAAUAUUACACCGUAUUAUGUGGGCAAUUAUUGUGCUUCUUCAAAGACAUGGAAGAUUUCUCUCUUAGCAAAGCAGCUACCGCACCAAUAACUAUUUUUAAUGCUAUAUGCGAGAAAGCGGACGAUUAUACGAAAAAGAAGAAUGUAUUCCGCUUGAAGUGUACAGAUGGCUCAGAAUUUUUAUUCUUAGCUCCAAAUCAACAAGAGAUGGAAGAUUGGGUCAAUAAAAUAUCCUUCCAUGCUAAAUUGCCACCAAGCCUACAACUUUUGAGCUAUGACGAUUCUCAAAAGGAGGGCUUGGAGAGAUUACAUAACACACCAUCGGAUCACCAAGAUGAUAAUAUAUCUACUGGAAGUAGCCGUAACUCAACACCCGAAAUGGAACGGAAGAAUUCGGUUAUUAGAUGCGAUGUUAAUAAUCAACGCUCUCCGAGUACAGUACAAAUAGAAUUUCUACAGCAGCAUCGACAAAAUCAACAACGCCGUGAUCCACACAAUGCAGAAUUCUUAGCUUCGGAGAGAUCAGAACCACCUCAAACGCAAACAGAAUUUUUGCAAAUGCAUAGACAACAGCAAUUGCUCGCGCAGCAACAACAACAGUUAAUUCAACAGGAACAAUUUGCAAAUCAAAGAGAUCAAUAUCAACAAAAUUCAAGCGAUAAACCUCCCAUACCGCCAAGAGGAGCACCGCCACCGAUUCCUAUACGAUCUCCAAGUUCCGAAAAUAUGGUUCAAUUUCGAAGAAAUGAUUCUGAUCAUCAUGUACAGCAAGGAAGACCACAAUCGUAUCAACAACGCAGUACAACUUUAAAUCAUAAUGGAUCGAGCCAAUAUUCCACAAACGAAGUAUGGCAUAGGCAAAGUAAUGUAGACAUGAACACACAACAUUCAGAAUUAGCACCUCCCCUGCCAUCGAGCGCCCCUCCACCUACCGGAAUGGCUCAGUGGAAUAUACCCCAUGACCCUGCGUAUGGGAAUGUACCGAUAACUGUUAGACAGCAACAAAAUAAUACAUUUAGUACCAGACCAGCCUCUUUACCUCCGUAUGUAGCUCCGCCAGCAGUACCACAAAAUGUUCAAAAUGUUAAUACACUCGUAGAUGGUAGAAGACCAUCCGAGAGUGGAUCGGAAAGUGAAAAUAGUAUAAGUGGUAGUAGAAAAGAUCGUGAUUAUAAACGAAGUUCCGUUCUAAGCAAUUUAUUCGGCAGAAGAAAGAAACCAUCUCAGUCAUAAUUUACAGGGAUCUCUUUCCAUUCUCGUAGUGUACUUAAAAUCGAAAAGAAAAAAAAAGAGAUUC